CGUAGCAAGAGGUACACGCACACAUCACGCUAACGGACAAGGACAUCUCAGGGGAUAUUGUACAUUCUGAGAAUGGCCGAGUUUAAAUGUCUUUCCUGGUUGCUGACAUGUACCUACCUGAUCUGUGUUUGUAACUGCCAGGACAGUAUUGUGUCUGUCAUACAAAAAAUGGACCAGUUUGAGGAAGAUCUGUUUCAUAACAAGGAGGACAUGAUCCGUAUGGAGAAAAGGAUACGAAAUAUCAUAGAUGUCGCUGAGACAUCAUUGAGAGCUGAAUUGAAGGAAAACAUACGGGAUCAGGUGAGAGAAGCCAUGGCCGAGAUUCUACAAGGGGAGUCUCUUCAAGACAUGGUGAAAAGUCAGGUCGUCUCUGAAUUGCGGCAUCUGAAACAGGGCUACCAUCAGAUGAAGAGACAGUUGCUUCAUGUCUCAAGAUCCCUCAAAGACUUCCAGGACGAGUCGGGUGAAUUUCAUGAAUCUGUGCUGAAGAAAGCAGAUGUGUGGAAUCGAGAAAACUCAAGUGAUACAUGUGUCAGAGAUAAACACAGACUGGAAAUAGAACUACGGAACAGGGAUAUUUGUGCUGCUGAUCUCCAGAAAAAUAUUGAACGAUUCAUGGUAUUGAACGAGACAUGCCAGUCCCAAAUAUCACAACUCAAAACAGCUCUUGCUGUGCCUGCUUCAUCCCCCGCCCCUGUAAAUGUCACCUCAACCCCCAAAUCUCCAGUGUCAACCACGUCAGUGACGACACCCAGGCCAGAGGAGGAGAGAAGUAGGAUCCUGAUUGCUCCAGGCUGGUCAUCCACCCAGCACCAGUUCCGUCAACUCAACAUUCACAAUAACUCACUUAGUGUCUAUCAGUAUCACACCAUGAAGCGUGUGACAUGUGUUGCAUUCGUAGCAAAGACAAAGAAACUUCUGAUAGGAUUAUGGAGCCCUGUUAAGAUAAUGUCAUCUACACUGGAUACAAUUCACGUCGCGGUGCUGAGAGAAGGUGUACAUACAUAUGGCAUGGCAGUGGAUGAAGAUCGGGACAUUGUAUUCAUAGCCGCAGAUAAACCACAAAUGUCAAUCAGUCGCAUGUCUACACAGGGUAAAGACUUUACUGCCAUCAUUGACUUAUCCAAGUACGGAAGCAAUACAAGGCAAAUAUCACUUGACACAAGGAGAAAGAGGAUAUAUGGGUGUAAUCACGGGAAACUGUUCACUAUGACCUAUGAUGGUCAAGGUCUGGCAACAUUAGCCACAGGAAGUAGGAUGUAUGCUGUAACCCUAGAUCAGACAGCUGGUGUGUUGUAUUAUAGCAUUGAGAAGAAACUGAUGAAGAUGACAGUGUCCACUAAUGUGAGUACAGAGGUGACCACACUGAGCGCCUUUCCCUGGAACAUGAGACUGUAUAGAGGCACCAUCUACUUCAGUUGCUAUAGUUCUCCUAUUGUAGGUGCAGUGGAUGUGACAUACAACACUGUUGCAUACACUCUCAAGUCAUUAUCCAUGAAGGGGGCUGGUGCUUUACUUAUGUGUUUGAUUCCCUGAAUGCUACAAUGGGUAUUCUA
Molecule: messenger RNA, 1556 nt
Organism: Haliotis rufescens (red abalone)
Lineage: Eukaryota; Metazoa; Mollusca; Gastropoda; Lepetellida; Haliotidae
Exons: 2
Coding region: 73-1536 (487 amino acids)
Source: RefSeq, a predicted model, not a curated record